This is a messenger RNA of Astyanax mexicanus (Mexican tetra), 5805 nucleotides long. RefSeq names its product formin-like 3 (gene fmnl3). The record is from RefSeq and is a predicted model, not a curated record. Lineage: Eukaryota; Metazoa; Chordata; Actinopteri; Characiformes; Acestrorhamphidae. The coding region runs from base 427 to 3579 and encodes 1050 amino acids. Gene Ontology annotation, biological process: cell migration; regulation of cell shape; cortical actin cytoskeleton organization. The transcript has 27 exons. Gene Ontology annotation, cellular component: cytosol. Gene Ontology annotation, molecular function: actin filament binding; small GTPase binding.
UUCCAGGGGGAGAGGCUGAAACUUCAGUCCGGACGGAGCAGCGCAAAUGAAUGGAGAGGAGGAGCGGCGGAGUUUAGAACCGGAGUUUAGAGAAAGUUUCUAACGGUGGAAAAGGAGCGGCUUGUCCUCCAGCAGCACCCGGGGGAGGGAGAUGGAGUGGCCGGGUAACUGCAGGCAGAGCUCGGGACUGGACUCAGCUUUACUGGAGGAGCUGCAGAUGCUGUAGAGCUCAGAUCUCAGAGCCUGGAUACUUUUACACGCAGAUAAAACACAAGGAGAAGCGAAUUAAAAACGCUGGGAUGUAAAAACAGGGCUGAACUGGAUUUACUCAAGAUUUAAAACCAGAAGUUCAGACUGCAGAAAGUCCAGAAAGUGGAGGAGUGGAGGUUUUUUCCUGUUCUGUGGAUGUUUUAGCAGAUCUUCAGCAUGGGGAAUAUAGAGAGUGUGGACGGACAGGGCGAGAUGAAGCACCAUCUAAUGCCUUUAAAAGUCCCCAUGCCUGAUGCAGCUGAGCUGGAGGAGCGCUUUGCUAUAGUUCUGAACUCGAUGAACCUUCCCCCGGAUAAAGCCCGCCUCCUCCGUCAGUACGAUAACGAGAAGAAGUGGGACCUUAUCUGUGACCAGGAACGCUUCCAAGUGAAGAACCCCCCGCACACGUACAUUCAGAAACUGAGGGGCUUUUUAGACCCAGGAGUUACACGCAAGAAAUUCCGCAGGCGGGUUCAGGAAUCCACCAAAGUUCUGAGGGAACUGGAGAUAUCGCUGAGGACCAAUCACAUCGGGUGGGUGCGGGAGUUCCUGAACGAUGAGAACAGAGGACUGGACAUACUGGUGGAGUAUCUCUCCUUCGCCCAGUGUGCCGUCAUGUUGGAUUUUGAGGGCCUGGAUAAUGGAGAUGACGUCUCACUGGACAAGACAAAGUCCUGGAGCAGGUCUAUUGAGGAUCUGCACCAGAACGGCUUCGGGACUCUGGUGCGCUCGAUGCGCCACUCUGUCCCUCGCUACGGCACGGCAGCAAACAACAAAACCAUCAAGAACUCUCGUCUCGUGAGUCAGAAGGAUGACGUGCACGUGUGCAUCAUGUGUUUGAGAGCAAUCAUGAACUACCAGUACGGUUUCAACAUGGUCAUGUCCCACGCGCAUGCGGUCAACGAAAUCGCCCUGAGUCUGAACAAUAAGAACUCACGGACAAAGGCUCUGGUCCUGGAGCUGCUGGCUGCUGUGUGUCUGGUGCGAGGAGGGCAUGAGAUCAUCCUCUCAGCGUUUGAUAACUUCAAAGAGGUGUGCAAGGAGAAGCAUCGCUUUGAGAAGCUGAUGGACUACUUCCGCUGUGAAGAUGGAAACAUUGAUUUCAUGGUGGCCUGUAUGCAGUUCAUCAACAUUGUGGUCCACUCUGUAGAGGACAUGAACUUCAGAGUACAUCUGCAGUUUGAGUUCACCAAACUGGGUCUGGAUGAUUUCCUGGAGAAAUCCAAGCACACUGAGAGUGACAAGCUGUCGGUACAGAUCCAAGCUUACCUGGACAACGUGUUUGACGUUGGAGGACUGCUGGAGGAUGCCGAGACGAAGAAUGUGGCUCUGGAGAAAGUGGAGGAGCUGGAGGAUCAACUAUCACAUGUGACGGAGAAGCUCCUGGAGGUGGAGAAUGAGACGGUGAUGAAGGUCGCUGAGCUGGAGAAGCAGCUCCUCCAGAAAGACAAGGACUUAACAGCUAUCAGGGAAACAUACGAGUCGACCAGCACACAGGUCCACACACUCCGGCGGAUGAUCCAGGAGAAGGAUGCCGCCUUCCAGCGACACACCAACAUCGAGAAGAGGCUGCUGGAACUGGAGCAGCAGGGCACCAUCCGCCUCCGAAAGCAGCCUGAUGGAGACAUCGCCAUCGAAGCUCUUGGUGGAGGCGGAGGUGGAGGCGGAGGUGGAGGGGGGCAUGCUGGGUCUGCUCUCAGGGAGGUGGGCUCAGGGAUUCCUGGUCUUACUGGAAGUGGAACCGUGGCAGAAAUUUCUCCUGCUGCUGUGGAACCUCCUGCUCCACCUCCACCACCUCCUCCACCUCCCCCUCCACCCCUACCGUCUGCUGCAGCAGAGUGCCCGCCUCCCCCACCUCUGGCCCCCCCGCUUCCUGGAGCAUCACCCUCCGUCAUCCUCAGCGUUGGAUUAUCAGCUAUACGCAUCAAGAAGCCCAUAAAGACCAAGUUCCGCCUUCCCGUGUUUAACUGGACUGCACUGAAACCCAACCAGAUCAACGGCACUGUCUUCAACGAGAUUGAUGAUGAGCGAGUGCUGGAGGAGCUGGACCUGGAGAAGUUUGAGGAGCUGUUUAAGACGAAAGCUCAGGGUGCCGUGGUGGAUCUGUCCUGUACAAAGAGUAAAGUCUCUAACAAAGCAAUGAACAAAGUUCAGCUGUUGGACGCAAAUCGAUCUAAGAACCUGGCCAUUACCCUGCGCAAGGCCAACAAGAGCACGGAGGAAAUCUGCAAAGCCAUCCAGACGUUUGAUCUGAAAGCUCUGCCGGUGGACUUUGUGGAGUGUCUGAUGCGCUUCCUGCCCACGGAGGCGGAGAGUAAGCUCCUGCGGCAGUACGAGAGAGAGCGGCGGCCUCUGGAGCAGCUGGCCGAGGAAGAUCGCUUCAUGCUCCUCUUCAGCAAAAUCGAGCGUCUCACGCAGAGGAUGAACAUCAUUACGUUUGUCGGGAACUUUAGCGACAACAUCAGCAUGCUGACCCCGCAAUUAAACGCCAUCAUUGCUGCAUCAGCCUCAGUGAAGUCCUCUCUGAAGCUUAAACGAAUGCUUGAGAUCAUCCUAGCCCUUGGAAACUACAUGAACAGUAGUAAACGAGGAUCCGUGUAUGGGUUCAAGCUUCAAAGUUUGGAUCUGUUGCUGGACACUAAAUCUACAGACCGUAAGAUGACGUUGCUUCACUACAUCGCUCUGAUAGUGAAGGAGAAGUACCCUGAGCUCGCCAACUUCUUCAACGAGUUGCACUUUGUGGACAAGGCAGCAGCAGUGUCUCUGGAGAACGUGUUGCUGGAUGUGAAGGAGCUGGGUAAAGGUAUGGAGCUGAUCAGGAGGGAGUGCAGUCUGCAUGAUCACGCCGUCCUGAAGAACUUCCUGCAGAGCAGCGACCAGCAGCUCGACAAACUGCAGAAAGACGCCAAAACUGCUGAGGAGGCCUUUAACGCUGUGGUGAUGUACUUUGGUGAGAGUCCCAAGACCACUCCUCCAUCGGUCUUCUUCCCUGUGUUUGUGCGCUUCAUUAAGGCUUACAAGGACGCAGUUGAGGAGAAUGAGCAGAGGAAGAAGCAGGAGCAGGCCCUGAGGGAGAAACUGCUUGCUCAGGAGGCCAAACAGCACGACCCCAAGGUCCAGGCUCAGAAGAAGCGGCAGCAGCAGCACGAGCUGAUCGCUGAGCUGAGGCGCCGCCAGGCCAAAGACCACCGACCCGUUUACGAGGGCAAAGACGGCGCCAUCGAGGACAUUAUCACAGCGCUGAAGAGUGUGCCGUUCACCGCCCGCACGGCCAAGCGGGGCUCGCGCUUCUUCUGCGACUCCAACCUGUAUGACGAGUCCAACUGCUAGCCCCUCCCCCAAAAAUCUAGCCCUUAUGCUGAAAGAUCUCCGAAGCCAGCCCUUCCUGCGAGCUGACGCGGUGAUCCGAAACGGGUGGAAGCGACCCUAAAGACCACCCUUUCACUCACUCAUUCACACCCAGCCCCCAGCCUCCCCCCGCCUUCCCCGCUUUGCCCUUGAAAAAGGCGCCUCCCUGCAGCUCACAGUGACUGCGCUCGCAGGCCGGGACUCGGCUGCGAUCAGAAGGGGGCGUGGGUGUCCUUAUUUAUUCACGGAAAAGGAAAAACCUUUGACUGCCGCACUGGAGGCUCUUUCUCUCUCAACAGAACUAUAAAAGCACAGACAUUAAACGUCGCCACCCUUCCCUCGAGCACGAAAAACAGCCCGAAGAGCGUCGUCGGGCGGCCUUGUCGGGGACAGAGGGGAAAACGGGAACUUCCGGGAACUUCCCGGAGAGCAGGGGAAUGGUGGGAUGGUGUGAACAUAUGAGGAGAACACACACAAACACACACACACACACACAUACACACUACCGUCCAAAUCAGACAAGCCUGCCAGCACAGCGACACCCCAACAUCUUUCCUGACUGUGUGCAAUUUAAAGCUGAACUCUUACUGACGGAGACGCCGGCCCGAGGUAACGCACCAAACAUUUGAGGCCUUUUUCUCUAAGCUUUAAUUUUGCUAUAGUUUGCUAUAAUUUCUGCAGAUAACUGUUAAAAAAAAGUUAUCAUAUAAUAUUAACAACAAACAUCUGACCAAACCUCUUUGUUCGGAAAGAAGUGCCUUCUUUUUUUUUUUUUUUUUUUUUAAUCCUGACAGUAUUAUUAGCUUAACUAUGUAGCCGACAUAGAGGCGCGAGAGGUUUCAAUUAUUAUUAUUUUAUACUGAUUUAUUUCUCUGUUUUUUUGUACUUACAUUUUGUGUAACUUCUACUCAAACUGUAAAUAGAUAUAUAUCCCCUCCCUCCCAAAGAAAAAAAAUACCAAAAACAACAGCUAGUCACUGCAUUGUUGCAUUAUAGAAGAAUUUCUGGCUGUUCUAGACUAGCCUGGCCAGUCUUUGCAGUUUUUGAGACAGUCUUUGUGACUUUGUGUCUUUGGGGACCUGCUAUACGCUAUACUGUCACAGCUGACGCUGUUUGAAUGUGCCUUGUGUUAAAAAGCAAAAACAACUGUUGAAUUAAGGUAUUUAUUUGUAAUGAAUGGCAACUAAGUACCUUAAGCUUAAGCGCUAAUGUAAAUGCGCCUCUCGUCAAGUUGCUAGAGGCUAUUUCACAUGUGUUUAUGUCCAUUUUUGUAUGUAUUUUUUUAUGAAUGUCAAACGUACCAAAAUUAUGAAGACUACAAUGAAGUAUAGGCCAUAUACACACACACACGCACACACAUACACAGUCAUAUCAGAAUAUGAUGAUUACGUUCUUGUUUCUACCCUCAUUAUCCAUCGUAUCAGAUGCACUGAUAAUAUAUGACACUUGUUUUUUUUUAUUACAGACAUUAGUCCUUCUGUUCUCACCUUAUUCUGAAAUGAUAACUGUUACUAUUAGUAUUAUUAUUAUUAUUAUUAAUAUAUUAAUAUAUUAAUAUGGUGGUGGGUCAUUAUUCUCAGCUGCUGCAGCUCAACCCAAUCAGCUCUCAGUCCUGCCCCGCCCCUAAACCCAUACAUCACCCCAUUCAAUUGCCCCAUCCAAUUUUUAGCAUUUUUUUUAGCUAAUAAUAAAGUAUGUAGUGAAACAGAUACAGAACUACAAUCUGUAAAUAUUAAAGAACUACAAAGUGUCCUAUAUAUUAUUGUGUAGAAUCAAAAGAAGGAAGCCGUAAUAUCCUGAUAUGACUGUAUAUAUAUUAAUAUCUCAAAGCCUUACGCUGAUGAGCUGAAGUAACAUUCCUAUUCUGAAGGUCUGGCUGGUCUUCAUUACUCUAUUCUGCUAUUCAGGAACACUGCAGUGUUUAAGGAGCAGUGUUUUUUUCAGUGCACUAGUCAUUGGGAAGUGAAGUGAAAUUUUACGAUUGUUACAAAAAGGGACGUCACUAUAUCAGCACACUACAUGAGGAGCAAACCUGUGUGAACAACACUAGAUCUUAGGGUCUGAUGCUGUGUCAUUUAUUCUAUAGAAAAGAAACAAAACAAAACAAAAAAUAAUUAAAUAAAUGAAGGGCUUUAAAAUAUUGGACCAAAUGAAGCCAUUCCAAUUUGUGGAAAAAUAAAAAGCACAAAUAAAAAUGGAAUGUUCCUG